Brienomyrus brachyistius is the source of this 7067-nucleotide messenger RNA. It is a transcript of the gene lrrc9, whose product is annotated as leucine rich repeat containing 9. NCBI's taxonomy places the organism in Eukaryota, Metazoa, Chordata, Actinopteri, Osteoglossiformes, Mormyridae. Gene Ontology annotation, molecular function: protein binding. The record is from RefSeq and is a predicted model, not a curated record. The transcript has 33 exons. The coding region runs from base 531 to 4985 and encodes 1484 amino acids.
GUUACUUCAUUGAUAAAAAACAAAAAAAACAAAAUAUGUGAAUUACUACGACUUCUAAAAUGAUGGUGUGAACUACAUACUUUUACCAGCCUGGGAUUCCCGUUUUUCUCAUUCUUGCCAUACUAUCAUAUAUAUUAUAGAUGUAUAUAACUACAUAUUAUAUUAUAUAGUGGUUAAAUCAGACAAAAGGCAUUUGCGGGACCCCGGCAUUUCUUGGGAAUGGGGGCAGGGGGUAGUCCUGGGACUGGGUACUAAAAAGACACUGCUGCGCCCUCUGCUGGCUAAUGAAGACAGAGUACAUUUUAAAGAUUUUUAACGCCCUUUAAAUUCCAAGAUGGCUCCCUGGAAACAGGACGCACACUUCCUUAGAAACAGAAAACUAAACUAAACGCCGCUGCGGAAAUGGUAUAACGCAUCAUCCACAUGUAAAGAGGUUCACUGUUUUUUUGGAAAACAGGCAAAGACCACAUUGAGACAGGUGAGGCAGCUUGUGAGUGAGAUAGUGCAGACAUUUCCACAGUGCAGGAGUGAUGCUGCAGAGCGGUGAUGAUGAGUUCAUCAGGGAGCUGUGCACAGCUAAUGGCUUGUGCUAUGAGAAGGUGACUCGGGACGGGAGCGUGGCCUCUUCUCUCGAGAUGCUGUUCUCUGGCUUCUCUCGCAUGGUGGGCCUCUCCCUGUUCCCCAGGCUGUGCCAGCUCACUGUGGUGGGCCAGGCUGUGGCUCUCAUUCAGGGCCUGGAGGCCUGCCCCCUGCUUCAGGAGCUCUGGGUGGCCGAAUGUCAAUUAACUGAGAUUUCUGGCCUCCAGACCUGCGUCCAACUGCAGAAACUCUACCUCUACGAUAACAAAAUCAGUAAGAUUGAAAACCUUGAUAAACUGGAAAACCUCGAGGUUUUAUGGCUCAGCAACAACUGCAUUGCUCUCAUUGAGGGGCUAGACACUCUUUGGAACCUGAGGGAGUUAAAUCUUGCUGACAACGCCAUUGAGAGAGUUGAACAUAGCCUGGACCCUAACAUCAAUCUACAAAAUCUCAAUCUUUCAGGAAAUAAAAUCAGCUCAUUGAAGGAGCUGACCAGCCUGGCAAGACUGCCUGCCCUGAAGGAGCUGGGCCUGAUGGACCCCCAGUACGGCACCAACCCCGUGUGCCUGCUGUGCAACUACGCCACCCACCUGCUUUACCACAUGCCCGGCCUGCAGCAACUUGACACGUACGACGUGUCCAGCAGGCUUCUCAAGGACACGGCCGAGGCCACUGUGAUGAAGAAGAUGAUGUACUACAAUAUGCGCGUGAAGCGGGUGCAGGGCCAGCUAGCUGAGACUGAGGCUCGGCUGCUGCAGCACAAGAAGCGACUGCUGCUGCUUCCGGAGAAGCAGAUUUGGCUCCUCAGUCACACCAUCAAGCACGUGGAGAGAGAGCUGGCAGAGGUGCAGGUCAUGCCUGGGACGUUGGCCCACCACCAGGAGGCCCCUUCGUCGCCACCCAAGCGCUCAGUUGACCGGAGCGCUGAGUUGAAGCUUCUGCAGAAGCUGGAUGCCCUGAAGGAGAGGCUAAGGUUGUGGAUGAGCCGACUAGAAGAAGUAGAGAUUCACCACCAGGCAGAGCUGUCCAUAGCUACCGAGAGGAAGAACCUGGUGGUGCAUUUCUUGGUGAUGGAGCUAGAAACUGUGGGGAACAUCCACUUUGAAGAGGGCAGUUCUACUGACCCAUGGUUCACAUCUUGCUGCGACCUCAUCCUGUCACGGUUCUGCACUCAGGAGCAAAAGGCACACGGUAUCGCCGGGGUCAAGGUCACCCGUGUCAUCAGAUUGCACAACCGUGCACUGCGUCUGCGCUUUGAAGACAAGUUGCAUGCACUAUUGGCAAACGAGGAUUCUGCAGAUUUCUCCCAGAACCCCAAACGAUGGCUCGACUAUCUCUUCUACCUGCCGGAUGGGGAGACAGACAAGCUCCUGCACAUCAUGGAAGACGGGUUCCCACCUGCGUGUGAGGCUGCGGGAAAGGACAGGGCUGUCGCAUUAUCCAGCAGUCUGAGUGUGAGUGAGAGGCCCGGGAAACAGCAGGGGCAGAACCCACGGCCUUCCCAACACGACCGGGUAAUUGUGGCAAAGGUGUUCCUGGGCCGCAGCCUGCCAGCCAGAGAGGGAGACCCCAUAGAACCUGACAGCUACCCAAAAGCCCAUUCUGUGUACCACACCGUUACCAUGGAUACCCACCCUGGUGGAGCACCGAUGGCAGAAAGCUCCUCCAUGCCCCACCCCAGCUGUGAGUGUGGAUUCCAGCAGAAGAAGUGGUUUGUAUUUGAUCACGAACUGGUCCUCCCAGAAUACCUCGUCGACUUUGAGUACAUCACCCAGGACAGACAUUGGACGGCGCUUCCUGAGCUCACGAUGUCAAACCAGGUGAAAGGACCACCUGUCUUUCAGCAGGACAUCGACUUGGAUAGGGACGCCCUCAACAUGGAGCCUGGCCUCCAGCUUCGCCCCAAGAUUAUGACCCUGGAUGAGAAGGCAGCUCUGACAAUGGCCCGGGCCAGCGUGCUGGGCCAGAUUACGAUUCUGAAUCUCCAUGGAAACAGCCUCCGCGAACUGAAGGGGAUCUCACAACUGAUGGCCCUUCGGCAUCUGACUGUCAGUUUCAACGAGUUAACACAUCUGGGUGACCUUUCGCAUAUGCCUAGUCUAGAGUUUGUGGAUGCCAGCUACAACCGUAUUACCACCCUGGAAAGCUUCCGUGGCAUGAAGCAGCUGAGACGGCUGGAUCUGCGCUGGAACAAGCUGACCAGGGUGCGGCCUGAGGCAGCAGGGCUAUGUCAACAUGCCCCCUGUCUGCAAUGCCUCGAUAUAUGUCAUAACCCCUGGCACAAGCCUGGCAUGCUACGCUUGGUGGUGUUAAGCCACCUGAGGACCCUCACACACCUGGAUGGGCAGCUGGUGAGCGAGGAGGAGGUGGCGGCUGCCACGCAGAUGUGCGAGUCCCGGAUUGACCAGGUCUCCAUCCUGGCCCACUCACAGACCGAUACAGAACGACCACGCCGCCUCAGUCUUCUCUCUACGGCCCAACUCCUGACUAAGUCCCACCCGACACCCUGGGACCUCAGUGCUGGGCUGGAAGAGGCCUGGACCUUGAAGAUUACUGCCCUCAACUUGGAUGGCCAAAGGCUCUCUCGACUGGAAAAUCUGGAGGGACUGGUCAACCUUCAGUGGGCCUCCUUCAACAACAAUAAUAUCACCGAUGUAGAAGGCCUGCAGAACUGCCGGCAGCUGAAGGAGCUCUCCCUGGAUGACAAUGACAUUUCCGGACUUGACGGACUGUCACGCCUACAUCAGCUGACGCGUCUCAGCAUGAACAGGAACCGGCUGAGCAGCCUCGACACGAGCAUCUUUGACGAGCUGCCCAACCUGCACUCUCUGUCCAUGGAGAGCAACCUCCUGAGCUCCCUGCGCGGAAUGCAGAGAGCACGCUCUCUCUUUGAAGUGUACCUGGGCAACAAUCGCAUCAGCGCCACCAGAGACAUCUACUACCUGAAGGCCCUGGCCAGCCUUAUAGUUCUGGAUUUGCAAGGGAAUCCCCUGGUGGCAAAACAGGAGAACUACAGGAUGUACGUGGUGUUCCAGCUGCCUUCACUGAAGGCUUUGGAUGGGUUGGCAGUGGAGAUGUCGGAGAGCGAGAGCGCCAAGGACAUUUUCGGGGGACGUCUGACCCCUGACAUGGUGGUUGAGAAGCUGGGUCACGCAAACUACUCCCAAAUCUUAGAACUGGACCUGCAAGGUUCCUCUAUCAGGAUGGUGGACUUGGCUCCCUUCCAUCUUUUCCGUAGCCUGCGCAGCAUCAAUCUCAUGCACAACAACCUCACUUCCUUCAGUGGCCUCAUCUACCUGCCUAAAAUCAAGGUGCUCUACCUGAACUACAAUCGCAUCGAAUCCAUCCUGCCCCAGCACAAGAGCCCAGUCCACCCAAAUGGCCGGCAAACAUUGUAUCACAAGGUCAGCUCCAGUGGCUAUGGGCAGCAGAAUCUAUCAAGAGCUAACAGAGAUGCCAGACUCGCUGAGAACCUGGAGCCUCUGAUGGAGAGCCUGGAGGUGCUGCAUCUGGGUCACAAUGGCAUCUCCAGCCUGGCCAGCCUGCAGCUCAGCAGACUCACUGGCCUGAGAGCCCUCUUCCUCCAAGGCAAUGAGAUCAGCCACGUGGAGGGCCUCGAGGGGCUCCAGCAUCUGCGGGAGCUGGCACUGGAUGGCAAUCGCAUACGGGCCAUGGGACAGAGCUCCUUCAGUGGACAGACCUCGCUGGUGGAGCUACACUUGGCUGAGAACCGGCUGCGGGAGGUCGACCACCUGCAGCCGCUCGUAAAGCUGCGCAGACUCUUCCUGGACGCGAACAAGCUGCAGGACUUGAGCGAGAUCGAAAAGCUGGAGGAACUGCCCUCACUGGUGGAGCUGUCUGUACUGGGUAACCCAGUGGCCAGGAGGACUCGGCACCGACCUGCCGUGCUGGUGCGCCUCACCAGGCUGCAGGUGUUGGACGGCCUGGCAGUUACGCUGGAGGAGAAGGCCUGGGCGGAGAUGCUGCUUAAUGAGACUGAGUGUGGAGUCCCUGGAAGCAUCGCCUUGGAGUCGGAGCAUCCCGGUCAUCUGACCUUACCGUCCCACGGGAGCUCAGCACACACCGGGAUCCUGCAGCACUUCCUGGGCUCAGAUCUCCCACCAUCAGCCUACCUGGAGGACAAGCCGGCACGCGACUCAGCCAAACACAGGAGGAGGCAUAUCUGUGGCCUGGCACCCCCACCCCAGCACAGCAUUCAUCGUAAGCUGGCCCCCCUGCAGCCAAGUGGCCCUCUACAUGUCACCGCUCUUCUCUCAAAAAGACAGCAGGAAUUCCUGCCAUAUGCCAACGUGGAUGGCGGGUUCCAAAAUCACGGUGCUUCCAGACGCACCAUGCAGCACCACUGCAACGGGCAAGGAACGCGGCACACAGGCGCACGUCCUUGAAGACAGGAGCAAGAGUACGCCACCGUGUACAGGUUCACAGCUCCACCAGGGAACGCCGCUUCUCUGCAACAAACUCGAUCUACUUGUGAAUUAAGCUUAAAAAGCUGAACCCUUUAAAAACUCCAUAUGCCAGGGAUCACAUGGCCAGUAAGUUCUAUCCCAAAGACUAACCUACAAAGAUGGCAGGAGUGUGGCUUUAGGGUGAAACAGCCAGUUUUCCAGUCCUUGCAGAGAUGGAAAUGUCAUUAAUUUAAAAACAGAUGCACCUGAAAAACAGCUGAACAGAAGGACUGAUGGAGGUCCAGAGAGCGCAUAAUGCUGCUUUAUAGCAGGAGGAUCUUGGGGCUUCGACUAGAUUCUGAGUAUAAUGCUGUGAUUGGUCAGCAACCAUCAUGCUCAUGGUCACUUGCCCACUGAUGCAGGCCUUGACAGGAAGUGACACAGUGAUGCUUGUUAGGAUCACCUUUUGGUGAUAAUGGAAAUCGUGGAGAAGCAGCUUUGAAUGCUAGCUGACUUUUUUCUUUGAAAAGACUACCAGUGCUACUUCUUCUGUAUUACAAAACCUACACACCACUUGUCCAUAGCAUGGCUUAUUCAACAUUUCUAUGCAGUUGCACUCUUUGGGCACCAGAUGUCAAUAGUGCACCACCUGCCUGUCAAGACCUGAAGAAGUGGCUUAAAUCCCAUAGCCAAUGAGUCCACCUUGAGACCGCUUCUGUAGUGGUGAAUUAUUAAGAAGAUUGAGGGACUGCCAGACAUGGAACAGCACUCAAGACACUGUGAUCCACCUUGGUGUAGGUGUGCUAUGAAUGGCCACUGGCGACGGGUUCCUAAACCCAAAUGUGUCCCCACAAAGCCCUUGCCUUCCUCCAGGAAAAACUCCUGAGAGGCCGCCAGUGUGGGUAAACAGCAGAACCCCUUUCAACACGGAAUGCCAGUUCCUGAAGCUGGCCAAAAGCUCGCUUGCGUGUCAGCCUUCAUCAAUGGGCCUUUAAUGCGCACGAAUCACUUCAUCCAUUAAGGCCCUGAAUGGCCUGACGGCACAUUCGAUUCACUGUGUCUCUACGAAUGGGCGUAGACAAGCUCGACAAGACAGGCAGCGGGAGACAAAGGGCGGGCCUGAUGACGCGGCCCUAAUGCAGAUUAUGGCCUGAAAAACUGAGGAUUCUGGGUACACACACACACACACACAUCACUACAACCCUACACAUACAUUUGGAGGUCCUUCUGUCUGUUGAUCACCAGGAAUUUUUGCAUUUUACGUAGAAUUUGCAUAUGGUCUAUUAAUCAUUCAUGAAGCCAUAUGAGAUUGUGUUCUCUCUCUCUCACUGCCACUCUGGAGCACAUGGUUCAUAGCUAGUUUAAUGGGAUAGAACCUGACAGGUUAGAUUUCCAUCCAUAAGACAUUAAGUCUGGCUUGGAAAAGAGAGGGGAAGAGAAAUCUCUCCCCAUAGGCCUCUCUCAGUUCAUUAUUAAACAUGCUUGGGCCUGUAGUCUCUCUGUUGAGACAACUGCAAGUCCAGGGGAGCAGGAUGUUACUAAAGCCAUGUUUUCUGUACCAUCUACUGGGCUUGCAGUGUGCUUGCAUGUGAACAUGGACGGUGAUCAUUGAGACGCAAACUGAACCUGCCCGAGAAAAAAAAUGAUUCUAAAAAAUAGAAGAAGAAAAAAAACAAUGGACCAAUAGCAAAAAUCUAAACAAAGAAGACAGAGAAAGAGGUCACAUCUCGAUCCUCACCAUACUUCAGAUACUUAAUGUCAUUAAUCUGCCUCAGUCCAAUGGCAGAGAACAGUGGCAGCUAUUAGGUGGCCCAAAGGUUCACAUGACUUGAAGACAGAGUCUGUAACUAUUUUGUCUGUAGCUUCAUGUACACUUGACAUUGAUGUUUCUGUAACUUCUGAGUAAUUACCACAGGGAGCACAGCCUAAUUGUUACAUGUUAUAAUAGAUAAACACAAUAUACUGUAUCGAGUGCCUGUUUCCACAACUCUGAGAAUUCUAUGGACACUGUGAAUUACUGCCGUGAUAAACCUGCUUUUGCAGGGUGCUCGGUGUGAAGUGUGCAAACGAUUUUUUUUUAUA